GACACCUCCGGGCCCACUUCCCUUAGUCACCCUGUGGGUGCCUGUCGGACUACACGAGAAUGGAGCUGGUGGCCCCAUCUGCAGUGACCAUUUUCUGAAUGACCCUGCUCCUUUUUCUAUCCUGCCUGAUUAUCUCUUGCCUGACCUUUUCCUGGUUAAAAGUCUGGGGUGAAAUGACGGACUCCAAGCCAGUCACCAAAAGUCAACUGAAAGCUCCCUCCCUCCUGGGUCGGGAGCCUCUCCCAGCCUCAGACAGCUCCCCAGAGCCUCCGCAGGAAAAUGACAACAGCAGCUCUCUGCCAAAGACCUCCAGCCAGGCUGAGCCUGCCUCCCACAAAGGCCCCAAAGAUACCGGCAGGCAGAGAACUUCCCGGCCACCCCCACAGCAGGACCCCCAAGGAAACCCCCUCUUCUCCUCUGAUGCCCCCGCAGCACCCCAAGCCAACGUGACUCGGGCCGCAGACCUGGAGGCCCCAAAUGCCAGUGGCCUGGCCUUGCCAGCCAGACCCCAGGGCCAGCGAGCCAAAACUCUCUCCAGACAAGACAAGAAGCAAGAGCACAUCAAGAGGCAGCUGAUGACCAACUUCAUCCUGGGCUCUUUUGACGACAACUCCUCUGAUGAGGACUCUGGUGCUGGCUUGUUCCGAGACUCCUCCCGGAAGGGCAGCCGGGCCAGCCUGGGGACCCUGGGCCUGGAGGCUGCCCCGACCACAGGCGAGGCUGAGACCCCUGUCACCACGAUAAGGCCCAGCAUGUCGGGGUUCCAUCUGGCAAGAAGAGAACAGAAGAAGCUGGACCUGCACAGGGACUUCACUGUGGCUUCCCCCGCCGAGUUUGUCACACGCUUUGGGGGGGAUCGGGUCAUCGAGAAGGUGCUCAUCGCCAACAAUGGCAUCGCUGCUGUGAAGUGCAUGCGCUCCAUCCGCAGGUGGGCCUACGAGAUGUUCCGAAAUGAGCGGGCCAUCCGGUUUGUAGUCAUGGUAACCCCUGAGGACCUCAAGGCCAAUGCAGAGUAUAUCAAGAUGGCAGAUCAGUAUGUCCCUGUCCCAGGAGGGCCCAACAACAACAAUUAUGCCAAUGUGGAGCUAAUUGUGGACAUUGCCAAGAGGAUCCCUGUGCAGGCAGUGUGGGCUGGCUGGGGCCAUGCUUCUGAAAACCCCAAACUUCCGGAGCUCCUGCACAAGCACGAGAUUGCUUUCUUAGGUCCUCCCAGUGAGGCCAUGUGGGCCCUGGGAGACAAGAUUGCCUCCACCAUUGUGGCCCAGACCCUGAAGAUCCCAACAUUGCCCUGGAGCGGAAGUGGUCUGACAGUGGAGUGGACAGAAGACAGUCUACAGCAGGGACAAAGGAUCAGUGUCCCACAGUGCAUUUAUGAGGAAGGUUGCGUGAAAGAUGUAGAUGAGGGCUUGGAGGCAGCAGAAAAAAUUGGUUAUCCCUUGAUGAUCAAAGCUUCUGAAGGUGGUGGAGGGAAAGGAAUACGGAAGGCCGAGACCGCCGAGGACUUCCCAAUCCUUUUCAGACAGGUGCAGAGCGAGAUCCCUGGCUCCCCGGUCUUUCUCAUGAAGCUGGCCCAGCACGCCCAUCACCUGGAGGUCCAGAUCCUCGCCGACCAGUAUGGAAACGCCGUGUCCCUGUUUGGGCGUGACUGUUCCAUCCAGCGGAGGCAUCAGAAGAUCAUAGAGGAGGCGCCAGCCACCAUCGCCACGCCAGCCGUGUUUGAGUUCAUGGAGCAGUGUGCUGUGCGCCUGGCCAAGACUGUGGGCUACGUGAGCACAGGGACAGUUGAAUACCUCUACAGCCAGGAUGGCAGCUUCCACUUCUUGGAGCUGAAUCCCCGCCUGCAGGUGGAACAUCCCUGCACGGAAAUGAUCGCUGAUGUCAACCUGCCGGCUGCCCAGCUACAGAUCGCCAUGGGUGUGCCGCUGCACCGGCUGAAGGAUAUCCGGCUUCUGUAUGGAGAGUCCCCGUGGGGGGUGACGCCUAUUGCUUUUGAAACCCCUACCAACCCUCCCGUGGCCCGAGGCCACGUCAUCGCAGCUAGAAUUACCAGCGAAAACCCAGAUGAGGGGUUUAAGCCGAGCUCCGGAACAGUCCAGGAAUUGAAUUUCCGCAGCAGCAAGAAUGUGUGGGGUUAUUUCAGCGUGGCGGCUGCUGGUGGAUUACAUGAAUUUGCUGAUUCCCAGUUUGGGCACUGCUUCUCCUGGGGAGAGAACCGGGAAGAGGCUAUUUCGAACAUGGUGGUGGCUUUGAAGGAACUGUCCAUCCGAGGCGACUUCAGGACCACGGUGGAAUAUCUUACCAACCUCCUGGAGACGGAGAGCUUCCAGAACAAUGACAUUGACACCAGCUGGCUGGAUAACCUCAUCGCCGAGAAAGUGCAGGCCGAGAAGCCAGAUAUCAUGCUCGGGGUGGUGUGCGGAGCGUUGAACGUGGCCGACUCAAUGUUCAGAACCUGCAUGACGGAGUUCUUACACUCGCUGGAAAGGGGCCAAGUCCUCCCUGCAGACUCUCUGCUGAACAUUGUGGAUGUGGAAUUAAUCUACGGAGGCGUGAAGUACAUUCUUAAGGUGGCCCGACAGUCCCCAACCAUGUUUGUCCUCAUCAUGAACAACUGUCACAUCGAGAUCGACGCCCAUCGGCUGAACGACGGGGGGCUGCUGCUGUCCUAUAAUGGGAACAGCUACACCACCUACAUGAAAGAAGAGGUCAACAGUUACCGCCUCACCAUCGGCAACAAGACCUGUGUGUUUGAGAAGGAGAACGAUCCCACCAUCCUGAGAGCCCCUUCUGCUGGGAAGCUGAUGCAGUACACGGUGGAGGACGGGGGCCACGUCGAGGCUGGGGGCAGCUUCGCUGAGAUAGAGGUGAUGAAGAUGAUCAUGACCCUGAACGUGCAGGAAAGUGGCCGGGUGAAGUAUGUCAAGCGCCCAGGGGCUGUAUUGGAAACAGGCUGUGUGGUGGCCAGGCUGGAGCUCGAUGACCCUUCCAAAGUGCACCCAGCUGAGCCAUUCACAGGAGAGCUUCCCCACCAGCAGACGCUGCCCAUCCUUGGAGAGAAGCUGCACCAGGUUUUCCACAGCGUCCUGGAAAACCUGACUAACAUCAUGAAUGGCUACUGUCUGCCGGAGCCUAUUUUUAGCAUGAAGCUGAAGGACUGGGUGCAGAAGCUCCUGAUGACUCUCCGGCACCCAUCGCUGCCACUGCUGGAGCUGCAGGAGAUCAUGACGAGUGUGGCGGGCCGCAUCCCCCCACCUGUGGAGAAGGCAGUCCGCAGGGUGAUGGCUCAAUAUGCCAGCAACAUCACCUCGGUGCUAUGUCAGUUCCCCAGCCAGCAGAUAGCCACCAUCUUGGACUGUCACGCGGCCACCCUGCAGCGGAAGGCCGACCGGGAGGUCUUCUUCAUGAACACCCAGAGCAUUGUGCAGCUGGUCCAAAAAUACCGCAGCGGGACCCGCGGCUAUAUGAAGGCGGUGGUGUUGGAUCUCCUGCGAAAAUAUUUACUGGUUGAGCACCAUUUCCAACAAGCCCAUUAUGACAAGUGUGUGAUAAACCUCAGGGAGCAGCUGAAGCCGGACAUGUCCCGGGUGUUGGACUGCAUCUUCUCCCACGCGCAGGUGGCCAAGAAGAACCAGCUGGUGAUCAUGUUGAUCGAUGAGCUCUGUGGUCCAGACCCUUCUCUGUCAGACGAGUUGACUGCCAUCCUCAAUGAGCUGACUCAGCUGAGCAAGAGCGAGCACUGCAAGGUGGCCCUCAGAGCCAGGCAGGUCCUGAUCGCCUCCCACCUCCCCUCCUACGAGCUGAGGCACAACCAGGUGGAGUCUAUUUUCCUGUCGGCCAUCGACAUGUACGGCCACCAGUUCUGCCCUGAAAACCUCAAGAAACUAAUACUGUCAGAAACGACCAUAUUCGACGUCCUGCCCACUUUCUUCUAUCAUGCUAACAAUGUCGUCUGCAUGGCAUCCUUGGAGGUUUAUGUGCGGAGGGGCUACAUGGCCUAUGAGUUAACCAGCCUGCAGCACCGGCAGCUCCCGGAUGGCUCCUGCGUGGUGGAAUUCCAGUUCAUGCUGCCCUCCUCCCACCCAAACCGGAUGGCCGUGCCCAUCAGUGUCACCAACCCUGAACUGCUGAGACACAGCACAGAGCUCUUCAUGGACAGUGGCUUCUCCCCCCAGUCCCAGCGGAUGGGGGCCAUGGUCGCCUUCCAGAGAUUUGAGGAUUUCAUCAGGAACUUUGAUGAGGUCAUCUCCUGCUUCGCCAAUGUGCCCACAGACACCCCCCUCUUCAGCAAGGCCCGCACUUCCCUGUACUCCGAGGACGACAGCAAGAGCCUCCAAGAAGAGCCAGUCCACAUCUUGAAUGUGGCCAUUCGGUAUGCGGACCACCAUGAGGAUGAGCAGCUGGUGCCCAUUUUCCGGACAUUUGUGCAGUCCAAGAAAAACAUCCUCGUGGAUCAUGGACUCCGAAGAAUCACAUUCCUGCUUGUCCAAGAGAAAGAAUUUCCUAAGUUUUUCACAUUCAGAGCAAGAGACAAGUUUGCAGAGGAUCGCAUUUACCGUCACUUGGAGCCAGCCCUGGCCUUCCAGCUGGAGCUCAGUCGGUUGCGAAACUUUGACGUGACCGCCAUGCCCUGUGCCAACCACAAGAUGCACCUGUACCUGGGCGCCGCCAGAGUGCAGGAGGGCGCCGAGGUGACGGACCACAGGUUCUUCAUCCGCGUCAUCAUCAGGCACUCGGACCUGAUCACCAAGGAGGCCUCCUUCGAGUACCUGCAGAAUGAGGGUGAGCGGCUCCUCCUGGAGGCCAUGGACGAGCUGGAGGUGGCGUUCAACAACACCAGCGUGCGCACCGACUGCAACCACAUCUUCCUCAACUUCGUGCCCACUGUCAUCAUGGACCCCUCCAAGAUCGAGGAGUCGGUACGCUCCAUGGUCAUGCGCUACGGCAGCCGGUUGUGGAAACUCCGAGUGCUCCAGGCUGAGGUCAAGAUCAACAUCCGCCAGACCACUACUGACAGUGCUGUUCCCAUCCGCCUGUUCAUCACCAAUGAGUCAGGCUACUAUCUGGACAUCAGCCUCUACAAAGAAGUGACCGACCCCAGAUCUGGAAACAUCAUGUUUCACUCCUUUGGCAACAAACAAGGGCCCCAGCAUGGGAUGCUCAUCAACACUCCCUAUGUCACCAAGGAUCUGCUUCAGGCCAAGCGGUUCCAGGCCCAGUCCCUGGGUACCACCUAUGUGUAUGACUUCCCGGAAAUGUUCAGGCAGGCUCUUUUUAAAAUGUGGGGAUCACCAGACAAGUACCCCAAAGACAUCCUGACAUAUACCGAACUGGUGCUGGACCCUCAGGGCCAACUGGUGGAGAUGAACCGACUUCCUGGAGGAAACGAGGUGGGCAUGGUGGCCUUUAAAAUGAGGCUUAAGACCCUCGAGUACCCAGAAGGGCGGGACAUCAUCCUCAUCGGCAAUGACAUCACCUUCUGUAUCGGGUCCUUUGGGCCCAGGGAAGACCUCCUGUACCUGCGGGCAUCUGAGCUGGCCCGGGCAGAGGGCAUCCCCAAAAUCUACCUUGCCGCCAACAGUGGGGCCCGAAUCGGCCUCGCAGAGGAGAUCAAACACAUGUUCCAGGUGGCGUGGGUGGACCCGCGAGACCCCUACAAGGGAUUUAAAUACCUGUACCUGACCCCCCAAGACUACACCAGAAUCAGCUCCCUGAACUCCGUCCAUUGUAAACACAUCGAGGAGGAAGGAGAAUCCAGGUACAUCAUCACGGAUAUCAUCGGGAAGGAGGAAGGCCUGGGCGUGGAGAAUCUGAAGGGCUCAGGCAUGAUUGCUGGAGAGACCUCCCUGGAUUACGACGAGAUCGUCACCAUCAGCCUGGUGACCUGCCGAGCCCUGGGGAUCGGGGCCUACCUGGUGAGGCUGGGCCAGCGAGUGAUCCAGGUGGAGAAUUCCCACAUCAUCCUGACAGGGGCCAUGGCUCUCAACAAGGUCCUGGGCAGAGAGGUCUACACAUCUAACAACCAGCUGGGCGGCGUACAGAUCAUGCAUUGCAAUGGUGUGUCCCAUGUCACUGUGCCGGACGACUUUGAGGGCGUUUGUACUAUCCUGGAGUGGCUCUCCUAUAUGCCAAAGGACAAUCACAGCCCAGUCCCGAUCAUCACACCCACUGACCCCGUGGACAGAGAAAUUGAAUUCCAACCAUCCCGAUCGCCCUAUGACCCCCGGUGGCUGCUUGCAGGAAGACCUCACCCAACUCUAAAGGGAUCCUGGCAGAGUGGAUUCUUCGACCAAGGCAGUUUCAAGGAAAUCAUGGCGCCCUGGGCCCAGACCGUGGUGACAGGACGAGCCAGGCUAGGGGGAAUCCCCGUCGGAGUGAUCGCUGUGGAGACUCGGACAGUGGAGUUGGCUGUGCCUGCAGACCCUGCCAACUUGGAUUCUGAGGCCAAGAUAAUCCAGCAGGCGGGCCAGGUGUGGUUUCCAGACUCAGCCUACAAGACGGCCCAGGCCAUCAGGGAUUUCAGCCGGGAAAAGUUGCCCCUGAUAAUCUUUGCCAACUGGAGGGGGUUCUCCGGGGGCAUGAAAGACAUGUACGACCAGGUGCUGAAGUUUGGAGCCUACAUCGUGGAUGGCUUCCGGCAGUACAAACAGCCCAUCCUGAUCUACAUCCCACCCUACGGAGAGCUCCGGGGAGGCUCCUGGGCAGUCAUGGACACCAGCAUCAACCCGCUGUGCAUAGAAAUAUAUGCAGACAAAGAGAGCAGGGCAAGUAUUCUGGAGCCCGAGGGAACAGUGGAAAUUAAAUUCCGGAAGAAAGAUCUGGUAAAGACCAUGAGAAGAAUUGACCCAAUUUACAAGAAGCUCGUGGAACAGCUAGGAUCGUCAGAGCUCUCCAACAAGGACCGAAAGGAGCUGGAAGGCCAGCUGAAGGCCCGGGAGGACCUGCUGCUGCCCAUGUACCACCAGGUGGCGGUGCAUUUCGCGGACCUCCACGACAAGCCUGGCAGGAUGCUGGAGAAGGGCGCCAUCUGUGACAUCCUGGAUUGGAAGACCACCCGCACCUUCCUGUACUGGCGCCUACGCCGCCUGCUGCUGGAGGACCAGGUUAAGCAGGAGAUCCUGCAGGCCUGCAGCGAUCUCAGCCAUGUGCAUGUCCAGUCCAUGCUGCGCCGCUGGUUUGUGGAGACGGAGGGGGCUGUCAAGGCCUACCUGUGGGACAACAACCAGACGGUGGUGCAGUGGCUGGAGAAGCACUGGCAGGUGGGGGAGGGACUGCGCUCCACCAUCCGAGAGAACAUCAAAUACUUGAAGCGAGACUCCGCCCUCAAGACCAUCCGAGGCCUGGUUCAAGAUAACCCCGACGUGGCCACAGACUCCCUGAUAUAUGUAAGCCAGUUUAUCAGCCCAGCCGAGCGUGCCCAGGUCAUUCACCUCUUGUCCACCAUGGAUGGCCCGGCCUCCACCUGACCUUGGUCCUGCCAGGUCACUCGCAAGACCACAGGCAAGAGAAACCACACUGAUCUGCUGACAGCAGGCCCUCCCCAAGUCCUCAGGGUUUGCUUUUUCAAAUCCAUGGCCAAUUGCUGCAAGGCUGCAAACCCCCAACUCUCGCUCGUUUCAAUAAAAGGCUCAGGAGCGCCCCCUUCCAAACAGAAAUCGCCUCCUCUCCAUGGUUGGGUUUUUGUUUUAUCUCUUAAGACAUUUUUGCUACAUUGCUGAAUCCAAUUGAACCCAAACACUCCAGUUUCCAUCCACUUUCUGGUGCCUGCCGUGCGGGAUCCAGGUGUUCUUUCAGGCUCAUUUUGUAUCAGAUCAUAGAAUCUCAUUUUUUUUUACUCUGAGACUAGCUCGUGACUUAAGCAUCUUGUAGAUUUCAGCAAACUAACAAGGAAAGAAAUAGAGACAAGAUAAGAGAAAAAGUGAUUUUUCUGAUGCUGCUUAUUUGGAUCUUCAUGAAUCACUCAGGAAAGGGUAUGAAUGAUUUUUUUUUUUUUAUUGAGAGCAUAAAAUGGCAUUUUGUCCCCAACGUGGCCCUUAGCGAACCCCUAGGAAUGUCCCAUUAGCAGUCCAGUCUUCACUCUCUCAGCAGAGAAUUGUGCAGUCGUAGGAUCUUUUACAUGGUUCACAGCCUCUGCCUGCCUCUUCCCUCCGAGAAGAAGAGGAUGAGCCCUCCCCUGGCGUGUGCCCUCCUGCCUGGGCUGGGAGGCCAGAGAACAGAGGGGAAGCCUCCUCCAAACUCACAGCCCAGAUUGCUCACCAGUGUCAGCAUUGUGACUGCCGUCACCUGCCUUGAAGGGCCCUGCCAAGUCACCCUUGCUCUUUCACCUCUUGCCUUGAUGUCUGCAAUGGGAUCUGGCCCCGAGGGGCAGAGCUAUUGGUUCCCGAGGACUGGACCACGAGGACAAUGCUGAUUCACUCAAAGGGGGCUUGGUGACGUGUCCGCCAGCACCCAGCUUUCAGGGCCACAUGGCAGCGUCAGGACCUGCAAUCCUCCUGGCCCCAUCCAUCUGCACCUGGGUGCCUGUGCUGCCAUGAUGCCCACAUUGUCUGAGUAUGCCAGCCAUUACACCUGGCCACCUUGGAAGCCAGCAAGUUUGCCCCAAGGGAGCCCCUUUAAGCUGAGAUACUGGUAGGAUGUCUGAGGCCAUCAGCCAAUAACAAGCCUGGCCAAUGAAGAUGAUGUGGGGCCCAUGAGGGGUGGGAAAAAGAGAAAUUAGCCAUCAUCCCAUCCUGAGGCUGGUGGGGGUGGAAAGGAAUCCCUGCCCCUUUGGGAACCGAAUGCUUUCUGUGUGUGGGAGGUCCCACUGAUUUGGGAGGCACGAUAAACUAAUGAUAGCUGCUAUCCAGGAAAUGUGUAGAAUAAAUUGUUUUUUGAAGGAA
This is a messenger RNA of Phacochoerus africanus (Common warthog), 8876 nucleotides long. It is a transcript of the gene ACACB, whose product is annotated as acetyl-CoA carboxylase beta. The record is from RefSeq and is a predicted model, not a curated record. The transcript has 53 exons. Lineage: Eukaryota; Metazoa; Chordata; Mammalia; Artiodactyla; Suidae. Bases 99 to 7463 code for a protein of 2454 amino acids. Gene Ontology annotation, molecular function: acetyl-CoA carboxylase activity; metal ion binding; ATP binding. Gene Ontology annotation, biological process: fatty acid biosynthetic process.